Molecule: messenger RNA, 13188 nt
Organism: Dromiciops gliroides (monito del monte)
Lineage: Eukaryota; Metazoa; Chordata; Mammalia; Microbiotheria; Microbiotheriidae
Gene: TET3
Product: tet methylcytosine dioxygenase 3
Exons: 11
Coding region: 768-6584 (1938 amino acids)
Biological process (GO): positive regulation of transcription by RNA polymerase II; oxidative demethylation
Cellular component (GO): nucleus
Molecular function (GO): zinc ion binding; DNA 5-methylcytosine dioxygenase activity; DNA binding
Source: RefSeq, a predicted model, not a curated record
UCCAGCUCGAGGAAAACUUUUCAUUUUAACUCCUGAGACCCCUUGGAGAAGGCCGGUGGACCUUGGCACCCCCACACCCACUCCAGGAGAAUUUAGGAGGGGGGAGGGAAUCUGUCGGGAGGCUCCUAGGGGCCCAACUUCCUAGGAAGUCUUCCACAAGGGGCGGAGCCUUGCCCCCUCCCUACUUUUGAUCCCGGCCUUUGGUAAAUAUUGGUGCUUCCCCCGAAGCUGAGGGUGUACAGGGUCUAGUCUAGAUUUGGUCAUGUGCCCCUCCCCCGAAUAAGAAAAGGAUUUGGUAAAGUUGUCCCUGAUCCCAAGGUGAUGAGCCUCUCCCCCACCUCUUCUCUCUCUCUUCCUCUCCCAGGCUGUACCACCUUCCGUCUACUUCAUCCUGGUUCCUGAAAGAGAAACCCCACCCCCACUGAGAAGCCCUCCCCCUCCCUGUACCACCUACCAGCCCCCUCUUCCCCAUCUAUCCUCCUCACCUGGUGCCCUGGCACCGCCUCAGGGAGGGUGAAGGACGGCACCCAGGGUCAGAAUGAUGCCAUCCCGGGAGGCUGCUGCUGGUAUCCUUCCCCAGAUCCCAGGCCCUGGCAAGAGGGAAAGUGACCCCCAGCGGGCCACAGAAGGCCAAGAGUGGCGGAGCUUGUAAGGAAGCCUGGUGGCCGCUGGCAGCUCGGGCAGCUCUAGUCUCCUGACUUCAGGUGUGGGGGGCCCUUACCUGAAGUGUUGGCAGCAGAUCCUAUGCCCCCCACCCUGGCAGUGCUAUGAGCCAGUUUCAGAUGCCAGUGCCAGUGCCCGUCCAGCAGGAGCCACCUGGCCUUCCCAACUUCCCUCAGGGCAAGGUGAUGCCGGGGAGCUUCAGAGGGGCUGGGCUCCCCACCGGGGUGGCAGGGAGCACAGAGCAGCAGCCUGGGGGGUGUGGAGAUGGCCGGAAAAAGCGCAAGCGCUGUGGGAUGUGUGAGCCCUGUCGGAGACUGGAGAAUUGUGGGGCAUGUACCAGUUGCACCAACCGGAGGACACACCAGAUCUGCAAACUCCGCAAGUGUGAGCUCCUGAAGAAGAAAGCAAACCUGCUCAAGGAGGUGGAGAUAAAGCCCGGGGACGGGGCCGCCGCUGAGCCUUGGGGACAAGCCACCGCCGUGCCAGUCAAGACAGGCUUGGAGGCAAGCCCAGUUGAUGGACCCGUCCCAGGCCGGAUGGACCCAGGGCCAGUGUACCAUGGGGAGGAACGGCGGCUGAACACUCCUAGGGCCCCGGUCAAUGGGGCCGGAGAACCGGCUGGGCCGGGACUACUUGGAGUUGGAGGAGUGUGGCAGGUCGACCAGAAGCCUGAUUGGGAACCUUCACCCAGCCCUGCUCAUGCUGCCCACCCAGAAGAUGCCCAUGACCUCGUGGCCUUCUCAGCAGUGGCUGAAGCUGUUUCCUCCUAUGGGGCCCUCAGCACUCGCCUCUAUGAGACCUUCAAUCGGGAGAUGAGCAGGGACGGUGGUGGCGAUCUCAGUGGCCCUCAACCUGGCCCUGAGAGCUAUUCUGCAGGGGGAGAGGACCUGGAUACCCUUCAGACAGCCCUGGCACUGGCCCGCCAUGGUAUGAAGCCACCCAACUGCAACUGUGACGGGCCCGAGUGUCCUGACUACCUCGAGUGGCUGGAGGGAAAAAUCAAAUCUGUAGCUGUAGGGGGAGGGGAGGACCGGCCUCGGCCACCAGAGUCUUUGCCUCCAAGUGAAGUGGGACUCCCCACACCAGGUCCCCUCCAUCCUGGUGAUGUGGGCCUCCCUGCACCAGGGCCCCUCCAUCCUGGUGAUGUGGGCCUCCCUGCACCAGGGCCCCUCCAUCCUGGUGAUGUGGGCCUCCCUGCUCCUGGGCCCCUCCAUCCUGGUGAUGUGGGCCUCCCUGCACCUGGGCCCCUCCAUCCUGGUGAAGUGGGCCUCCCUGCACCUGGGCCCCUCCAUCCUGGUGAAGUGGGCCUCCCUGUUCCUGGACCCCUCCAUCCUGGUGAAGUGGGCCUCCCUGCUCCUGGGCCCCUCCAUCCUGGCGAAGUGGGCCUCCCUGCUCCUGGGCCCCUCCAUCCUGGUGAAGUGGGCCUCCCUGCUCCUGGGCCCCUCCAUCCUGGUGAAGUGGGCCUCCCAGCCCUGGGCCCUGGGCCCCUUCUCAGCCCUGAUGCUCCCCAGCUGCACUCACCCAAUGGUCUGCCACUUUCAGAGAGUGCCCUAAACAUCGCCAAGGAGAAAAACAUCAGCCUGCAGACAGCCAUUGCCAUAGAAGCCCUCACCCAGCUCUCCUCCACCCUGCCCCAGCCAUCCCCCUGCCCACAGUCCAAGGCCUUAUCCCCCAAUCCUCCUUUUCGACCUCCUCAGUCUUACCUUCGGACCUCCCCGUGGCCUGUGGGACCAGCUGAAGAGCCUCAGUCCUGUGCUCCUGAGAGUUCAGCCUUCCCUCCAGUGGCCCCCCGCACUGAGUUUCCUGAGGUCUGGGGCCCAGACACACCACCUGUGACACCUUGCACCUCCUGGCCAGUCCCCCGCACUGGCCCUGACCCCAUGGCCGAGCUGGAACAACUUCUGGGCAGCUCCAGUGACUACAUCCCGUCGUCUUUCAAACGGCCCGAAGUCCUGCCUACCAAGCCCAAGAUCAAGGUUGAGCCCCGCUCCCCCCCUGCCCCUGCUCCCAGUCCCCGGAAGGAGGCACCCACUCCACCCUCGGAUCCUGACACCCACCGAAAGGUCCAGUCAACUCUCCAACAGCACCUGCAUCACAAGCGCAGCCUAUUCCUUGAGCAGAACCAGGGCAGUGCCUGCCCCAGGGCCUCCUCGGUGCCCCCCGCCCGGGGCUGGUGGGCCCCUCCAAUUCCCAGGACCCCACGGCCCUCUGACAAACCUGUCAAGGAAAAGAAGAAGAAACAGCUACCCGCAGUCGGUGGCCUGGUGGGUGGUGAGAAACGGGCCCUAGGGCUCAAGACAGUCACCCGGAAGAUAGUUCAAAUUAAGAAGCCCAAGGUACGGGACUCCCACCCUCGCUUCAUGCCUCUGCGCCAGAUCAACCUGGAAGUGUUGAGGAGCCCUGCUCCUGGAGACCCAAAGGCAGGUGCCACUCCUCCGCUGCCUCCCUGCAGGGGCACCUCCAUGCCCGCAGUCCCAGCCCCUUCCCAUGCAUUAUUUGCACCAGGUCCCUCUGGGGGUAGCCUUCUGCCCCCUACUCAGGAAAUGGCUUGUCCCAGCCUUGCCGCCGCCCUGCAGUCCAGCCCCGCUGUGCCCCUGGUCCCCCCUGACGACAAGCUGGAGGAGCUCUUUCAGCAGUUUGAAGCAGAGUUUGGGGACAACUUUGGCCUGGCAGCUGCCCCCCCAGCCCCUGCCUGCUCCCCCGAGCACCUGGCAUCCUGUGUCUUGCGCCCUGAGAGCCCCUUCUCUGGGCGCUCCCGAAAACAGAUGAAGAUUGAGGCAUCAGGUUCUGUGGCUGUGAUUUCUACCACCUGCCUGGAGGCAGAAGAAGAGGGCCUAGAGAUGCCCACCAAGCAGGAGCACACGGCCACUCCCAACCUCCGGGGCUUCCUGGAGUCUCCACUCAAGUACCUGGACACCCCCACCAAGAACCUGCUAGACACACCCUCCAAGAGAGCCCAGGCCGAGUUCCCCGUCUGUGAGUGCGUUGAGCAAAUAGUGGAGAAAGAUGAAGGCCCAUAUUACACCCACCUGGGGGCUGGGCCCUCUGUGGCAGCCAUCCGAGAGCUGAUGGAGGACCGCUAUGGAGAGAAGGGGAAAGCAAUACGAAUUGAAAAGGUUGUUUACACCGGCAAGGAAGGGAAGAGCUCUCGGGGUUGUCCCAUCGCCAAGUGGGUAUACAGACGAUACACUGAGGAAGAGAAGCUGCUUUGCUUGGUUCGUCAUCGCUCAGGGCACCGCUGUGAACAGGCCGUCAUCAUCAUUCUCAUCAUGGUCUGGGAGGGUAUUGGCCCAGAACUGGGGGACACGCUGUACCGGGAGCUGACCGAGACACUUCGCUAUUACGGGAAUCCCACCACACGGAGAUGUGGCCUCAAUGAUGACCGAACCUGCGCAUGCCAGGGGAAAGACCCGUCCACCUGUGGUGCCUCUUUCUCCUUUGGGUGCUCUUGGAGCAUGUACUUCAAUGGCUGCAAAUAUGCCCGGAGCAAAUACCCUCGGAAGUUCCGCCUCACCGGGGACAAUCCUGAAGAGGAGGAAAAUCUUCGCAAACACUUUCAGAACCUGGCCACUCAAGUUGCCCCCCUGUACAAGAAGCUGGCUCCCCAGGCCUAUCAAAAUCAGGUGAACAAUGAAGAAGAAGCAAUAGACUGUCGCUUGGGAUUAAAGCCAGGCCGGCCUUUCUCCGGGGUCACUGCCUGCAUGGACUUCUGUGCUCAUGCCCACAAGGAUCAACACAACCUCUAUAAUGGCUGUACUGUGGUGUGCACACUGACCAAGGAGGACAAUCGCUGUGUGGGCCAGAUCCCGGAGGAUGAGCAGCUGCACGUCCUUCCACUCUACAAGAUCGCCAACACGGACGAAUUCGGCAGUGAGGAGAACCAGAGGGCGAAGAUGGCCAGCGGGGCCAUCCAGGUGCUAACUGCCUUCCCCCGAGAGGUCCGCCGGCUCCCUGAGCCCGCCAAGUCCUGUCGCCAGCGACAGUUGGAGGCUCGGAAGGCGGCGGCCGAAAAGAAGAAACUCCAGAAGGAGAAGCUGCUCACUCCAGAGAAGAUCAAACAAGAGGCGCUGGAUAUCCCAGAGCUGCUCCAGCCUGAUACAGGUCUCUCUCUAAAGAACGGCCUGUCCCAGCAAGCUCUGAAGCCUUCCAUCAAGGUGGAGCCCCCAAGUCACUACAAUUCCUUCAAGUACAAUGGCAACUCAGUGGUGGAAAGCUACUCGGUGCUGGGCAGUUGCCGGCCCUCAGACCCGUACAGCGUGAACAGCGUGUACUCUUGCCAUUCCUACUAUGCACAACCCAACCUCAGUGCUAUCAACGGGUUCCACUCCAAGUUUGCUCUUCCAUCCUUCGGCUAUUACGGCUUCUCCCCCGGGAGCUCUGUCUUCCCCUCACAGUUCCUCAACUACGGUGCCAACGGCCGAGGUCCCAGCAGCUGGGGAGGCCCCAUUGGGGUUUUCGAUAAAAAGCCAGAUCUCCAGGCCUUGCAGAGCAGCCUCACCCAGGCAUAUGGUGGCCCCGAAUUUGCUGAGCUGCCGGGCCAGGCUGUCAGCAGUGACGGCCACCGUACGCCUCACCACCAGCCUGCCUAUCCGGGCCCCAAGGAGUACCUGCUUCCCAAGGGCCACCGGACUCGCCCCACAGCAACAGACCCUCCCCCCUUUGCACAGAGUGGCCCCUGCUUUGGUCAAGUCAUCAAGCAGGAACCGUGUGACCGCUUGCCCCAAGCUGAACCCCUCCCUGGGGUCCCCGGGCACAUGGGCAAGCCCCCUAUCCCUGAGGCCUCCCAGAAUGGGACCAAGGAGCACCUGUGGGGGGGUGCCCACCCAGGCAGCCAGAGUGCUUCUCCAAAGAGGACUAAUGGUGUGAGUGGGGCCUGGGGCAUGUUCGCUCCCGGAGAAAGUUCUGUCCUCCCUGAUAAGCUGGGGUCUUUUGGUGCUAGCUGUCUGCCAGCCUCCCGUCUCUCAGAUGGCCAAUGGGGCCUCUUUCCCUCAGAAGGGGGGCAGGCACCCCAGCAGCCCCCUCUGGGGCCUCCCAAUGGAGCCGGCCUGCUGAGCAAGGCUUGGAGCCCCUGCAAGUUUCGUGAUAGUCCUUCCACCUUCAGUGGGCCUAGCCUGGCAGAGAAGCCAUGGGCUGUGGGGCCAGACUUCAGCCCUGCUCUCAAAGGAGCUCCGAGCUACCCAGAAAAGCUCUGGGGGCCUGUGAAAGGGGAUGAGGGGAGGACUCCAACCCCUGGGGGGCCAGGCCUGCCUGAGAAAGCCUGGUCCUCUUUUGGCAUGUCCCUAGGCUCUGCGACCCUGAAGCCUGAGGAAAAGCUGUGGGACUCCUUGAACCUAGCGGGGGUGCCUGCAGAGGGGCCCUCAGACAAGGGAGCGGUGAAGGAAGAGGAGGUAGGUGGCAUCGGUGGUGGGGGUGGCAACGUCGGCAAUGUGGAGGAGGAAGAUGAAGAAUUAUGGUCUGACAGCGAACACAAUUUCCUUGAUGAAAACAUCGGCGGCGUGGCCGUGGCACCCACCCAUGGGUCCAUCCUGAUUGAGUGUGCCCGGCGUGAACUGCACGCCACCACUCCCCUGAAGAAGCCCAACCGAUACCACCCUACCCGCAUCUCGCUGGUGUUCUACCAGCACAAGAAUCUCAACCAGCCCAACCACGGUCUGGCACUCUGGGAGGCAAAGAUGAAACAGCUGGCAGAGAGGGCCCGUGCCAGGGAGGAAGCAGCACGGCUGGGCCUGAGCCACCCGGAGGUCAAGCCCUAUGGGAAGAAGCGCAAGUGGGGGGGGGCGGCAGCCCCAGAGCCCCAGCCCGAGGAGAAGAAGGACCCCAUCCCCACCCGCCACGUGGCCGCCAUCACCACCGACUCGGUUGUCACCGUCUCCUCCUAUGCCUACACGAAGGUGACGGGCCCCUACAGCCGCUGGAUCUAAAGCAUGGGAAGCCAUCUUACCUCAGCGUCUGUGGCACCAAAGCCCAGGGCCAACGUUGUGGUGCUUUUCCCUCACCGCCUGGGCUGGAGAGCCAGGCUGGGCAGAAAGACUUCUAUAUGUAUAUGUAGCUACCACACCCACAUAUAUGUAUGACGAAUUCUGCUCCAGUGCAAACCUCCCCAGAGCCCCCCCCUUCUCGCCUCUCCUUCCCUGGCACUUUGAGGAAGAGACUGUGGCUGCUGGAUGUUUUUCAGUAAUCUUAGUAUUUAUAUCUCCACGUUGGGUUUUUCCCUUGGUCGGGGACUUUGGUUUUAUUUUUAAGAAUCUGUCCUUGUAUAUGACAAGAAUGGAAGAGAGUUUAUAGCAUCCUUUCACAAAGGAAUGGUUUUUAAUUGCCAUUUAAAAUGUGUAUUUAUUGGAUUUUUUUUUUUAAAAGAACAAUGAUGACAAUAACCUAGCCGGCAAGAAAAGCCAGAAUUCCAGACAGCUUCUGUUCCUGUCAGGAGGUCUUUGCUGGGAGUGGAUCGCUCACACCACCCGCUCCCACAACCACACCUGGACCCCUCCAGAGCUGACUGACCACUUGUCCACGUCUCUCAAACCAAGUGCAGAUGAUCGAGCACCUCUUCCUUUCCUUGUGGCAGAUACACACUUCUUAUCACUUUGUGGGAAGCUAGCCCAUCCAGACCGCCCUAGGUGCUCUUGGGCAGGACGAGGUAUCCCAUCGGGGUGUGGUUGGAAAAUCUGCCAGGGUCCCUCCAGGGAGUUGUCCAUCCCCUGCCCUCAGCUUGGCAGCCAACGCGCCAUACACCUGAGCCACCUGAGAGAUGCUGGGGUCGGCUUCUUCAGAAACCAGGCUGGAAGUAGACACGUUUCAGGCCUGCUAGUCUCCACACUGAAUAUUCUUUGUCCGUUAUUUAGCAAGUCCCGUUUUGUCCUUGGUCACCAGGUAGCACUCGAUGGAGUUGUGGUUGCAGUGGAGAAAGGAGGCUUCCUUAAACAGCCACUUCAGCUGCAGUGUGCAGCCACUCGACGUGAUACUUGGGGACUGCAGGAAUCCGUCUAAAUCUUAACAGCAGUUUUUAAAAAUCCAACCAAUAAGAACCCCCUCCCCUCAUGAUCUAUGCUAAUAUGGAAAAAGGGCUACUGUAUCUUUAAGAAAAAAAAGGCAAACACAAACUGUGAAUAGUUGCUCUGUGUAUAUCACUGUUGCAAAGUCUGGUGCUGUCUAGGAUUUUGCUUUUGACUCUCCCAGUGUGAGAGAGCUGGGCAAACCGGGAUAACAAAAAAGCAACUUGGAGAUCCUCAUUUCUUGGAUUUUUACAUUGGAUCAUGGUGCAAGCGGCAUCCUUGAACCACCUGCCCUGCUCUGGCUCCAGGGCCUGGGAGGUGGAAAAGGGUCAUUCCUUACAGAUGCAAAUUCAACUGGUUGCUACUUUGAGGUUUCUUUUCCAGCUGGUGCCAUCUCCCUCUGAAGACAGUCUUCCCCCUCCACCCCUUCCUUUUCCUCACUCCCUCCUCUUCCUUUAUUUCCCCUCUCCCUCUCCAAAACAAAAGAAGAAAAAAUAUCCUUCAGUUUUCCCCUUUAAAACUGGUGCAUUCAAACAGCUCAUUGAAACCAGAGAAGUUUCAAUUGUUCAUUUGAAACAAUAGGUGCUUACUUUUUUUGCAACUUUGUUCUGAGAGCCUGUAAAAAGUGGUUGGGACCCACAGGUCAACAAGCUAUUGAUCUGUAACAAAGCAGACUCCUGGGGGAGGGGGUGUGAAUUUCUGUGGUAUUAGCUAAACUUGCCUGGCGAUAGCUAGCUCCCCCUCCCGGCCCCUCAUUCAGGCAGGCCCAGGUGGGCGGGGCAGGAGGUGCCUCCCACCUGGCUGCCACCGCUGCCUCCAUACAUCAGCCCCCCCCUGUGGACCUGGCCCUCCCCACGGGUGAGCCAAAACUGAGCCCUGAGAGAAUUCAGUCAAGUGGCUGCAGCUGGCAGUGGGUGACAGUGUUCCCAAUCCGAACAAAACCAGAUGGAUGCGACAGUCCAAUUCCCGCACUUCUAGGUGCCUUUCCCGGAGAGCUGAGAACUGAAUCCAAUCCUUUGUUUACUGAAAUGUUCCUGGCGCACUGGCAGAGAACCUCUGUGAGACGUUCGGAGGGAGCAUUGGCGUGGUCUGAUUUUAACUGUAAAUAGUGAAAGAUUUUUUUAAAGCACUUUCACCUAGAUUUAAAUAGCAACUUGAAAAAAAAAAAGCAGUAUGUUUUAACAGAUGAUAAUGGGAGACCUGUAAAUAGUAGCUGUGUAUUUAACGUGCUUUUUGUCCACCUUUUUUUUUUUUUAAAGAAACCAUAAUCCGUAACAAUUCUUUUUACAGGAUAAGAAUGAGUGCUUUUGAAAUCAAUACCCAAGAGCCUAUCAGGAUUGAGGAUGGUUCCAGACUCUGAUUCAUAGGAAUUCCUGGGCACUUUUCCGUGCCGCGUGACAAAAGCCUUUAAAGGAUUGGCCUACGCUGAGCAUGCUAAUUUUCUAAUUUUGAGGAACAAGUUGGGGGCUGAGCAGUCCUUUGGAUGCUAUCUUGCUUUGUUGCAUCAGUCCUCUCUUAUGCAGGUCUCAUUCAACUCUGGACUUAGGUAGACAGACGCAGGGGUGCCUUGAAAACUUCAUUUUAAAAUCUCUCUGAGAGCGAGUUGACUAUUUUUAAGGAACACUUUGAGAAUGUGACCUUCUGUUUGACCUUUAAACAUCCCAGGUGGGUGGGGUGGCUGGUGGGGUUUGGAAGGUGUUUCCAGGAUGACCCAGGGGAUUCCCAUAAAUGGCAUAUGUGACUUACUCUUCCUAAUGUUGCUUCUCCUUUGGUCUCACUGAUUGUGGUGGCAAAAUCACAAAGGGAAUGGUGUCAGAAAGGAGAAGUGAAAUCCAGCUAACUGCAUGUGUCUUUUCUAUCCCAGCCCCCCCACCCCCUCCCCAGCCCAAACAACUUUUGCUUUCUUAACUUUUAGACUAGAACACAGGCUGUUCGGGAAAGAGAAAAAGGGGCAGCCUCCGUUGGGUGGCUCCAUCCCAGAUAAAACGGUGUUUUGAUGGAAACGAUAAUACUUUUGCAAUGUUCAGAACCGUGCUGUUUUUUACACACUACAUAUAUAACCUACCUCAAAUCUCAGUCAUUAAAAAUUAGCAUGCUUUAGACUUAUAUUAAAAAGAAAAAAAACUAUGCACAGCUAUUUAUCCCACCCUUGCUGCUGAAGGUUUCUUAAAAGAGAAAAAAAAUCAAUUUUUUUUUUAUUUUUUACUGGCGCCAUCAUUUUUGUAAGCUCUGAAGAUGAUUAACAGACAUCUUGAUCAUGAGAAAGAAAAAUGAAAGCCAUUGCAUCUAAAGAACCUUAACAGCAUGACCCAGUUUUGCUCAAAAUUCACCUAAUAUCAUGACACGAGAUUCAUGGCAUUUUUAUCCUUGGAUCUUUACCCUUUGUUUUGUCUCCAAAUGCUGUCUAUACUCAAUGCAGAGUUGAGGUUCGACUGUCAAAGGAAGGACUUGCCCAAAACUGGGCUACAGGUUUGGGGUGGGGGGUGAUGUGGAGAGGGAUCACUGUUUGCAGCAGGUUAUCAUAUAAUUGGUGCUAGAGCCUUGAACCACUGUCUGACCAUUGGACAUUGAAAUAAGCUGUUUCAUGGGGUUUGUUUUUCAUUGUCUUUUUUUUCUUUCUGCAGAACCCAAGGUUCCUAGAUUCUAGUUUCCCCUCUACUGCUUUGCCUUCUUCCUGAGACCACAGUGGUGGGGAUGAACAGAAAUGUUUCCCCACUCUCAAAUGGGCCCUCUUUGUGGCCAUUUCUAUUUGUUAUGGGAUCUGAGGGUCCCAGAACUGGAAAAUCCCCCCCUCCCCCCCCCCCCCCGGACCAAAUCUUAAUUGCACUGCAUGUGUUAUACCAAGCAGAGGAGGUGUGUGCAGAGAUCAGAGGAGGGUAAACAGUUCACUGAGAGAAAUUCAUCCAGCAAGAUUUUCUUUUUCAAGUUUGUCACCACCACCUUAUCCCCAAACUAAGGCAUUGCAGAAGGAAAACUAAAUACACACACGUAUACACACAUACAGAUACACAUACAUAUAUACAUACAUACAUACAUACAUGCAUACAUACAUACAUAUCCCUGAUGUGCCUCAACCAAUAUCUCUUCCCUUUUAUUACUGAAGUAUGCUCUAUGGACUAGGAAGCAUAUUUUUAUGAAUUGAAAUAUUCUAAAUAAAAUGGUGCUAUGGUGUUUUAACAUAAUUGUCUCCCUAUCCGGUUUUGCUGAGGUGCUAUGUAACCUGUAUCAAACCACAUACCAAACAAAAACGAGGGGGGCCUCCCUGCCCGUUGGCUUUCUUUUCCUUGUGGUGCUAUCUCCCGGGACCUCCACUUUGGCAAUGAAUCUGGACUGAAUAGUUCCAAAUUGCUGUUUCCCUCCCUUCAGUGUGAAGUGGGAGCCAAACUCUGCCCUCAUUUCCCUUGCUGUUGAUGGAAACAUACAUAGUGCAGGAAGGGCUGGUCAACCUGGAGUCUCAUAUUCAGUCUCUGGGUUCUAAACCAGUCAUCCCACAGGCUAGUUACAAGAGAAGGUAGAAAGUUCUAACUUGAGCUCUGCAGUCAUUUUUUGCCCCCUUCUCUUCAACUGGCAACCCUCCCACUUGCAAAGGUAAAUUUCUCAGGGAGGCCUGGCAGGAAAAUUUCCUUGAGGAAACCAAAUGGAACACCUACCCUUCCAGGAGCUCAGUUCACAGUUGAAAGGCAGGAAGAAAUAUUGAAUCGCUCUUCCCACCCUUCCUCCCACACCACACUCCCGCUCCUUUGGGCCCAUUGUUGCUUCUUCUACCUAAAAAUAACAUUUUACAUUGAAGUAGGUGCCUACCCUUGACUGGGCUCAGUGGUCUACUUUGGCUAAUCAUGGUGUUUCUUUUGGGUCAGCAUUUAGGAAGAGAGAGGAUGGCGGUUCCGGCUGCUUUUCAACUCCUUUGUCAUAUGUUGGUGCUACUUUGAUUUUCUCUUGGGUUCUAGGGAGUUGACAUUUUGAAACCGACCUGAAAGCUAAGCUUUGCAUUGGCACUGCUAUCGUCAUGAUGCCUAAGAAACAUACCUCAAAAGCUAGACUAUUGUGACGAUGGAGGUGGCUAGGAUCUGCAAGGAGUGUCUCCAGACUAGGAAAUGCAUUUUGUUCAUUUGACACUGUACUCAUUGGGGAGAGUGUGGGAGGGGCCUUUUCUGCAUUAUUCUUAGGCAGUGAAUUUUCAAACACCUAAUUGGGAGCAGGAGUCCUCUUAUUUUCUCCUAACAAUUUCCUCAUGCCUCCCAAACUUCCAAUGAGCUUUCUUGACUGGUCAAUUUCAGACCUUUGGAAGGGAAUCUUGAGACCAGUUUCACUCAGCUGGAAUCAGCCACUUGAGCAUCAUUCUGUGGCCCCCCUCAACCCCCCCCCCCGAAAAGGACAAGGUUUUGGGAGGAAACCAAUCACUGCACAAAUUGAAAAAGGGAAUGGAUUUUCGAUUUGAAGGUGGGGAGUAAAGAGGGGGUUAGUUAUGUGGUAACAAAGAUGAAGAAAGCUCCAAACCCCCAGAUUUUAGGUUCCUUUUUCUUUCCACCCCCAGCCAAGAGUUUCUACUGGUAGAAGGAGGAACAGUGAAGUCCAAACAAUGGGCAUAUCUUUCCUCUUAAAGUAAAGAUUGUCUAACAGAAACCCCAGGUUUUCCAUUUCCCUUUGCCUAAGAAUCUGGGAACAAUUUGGCCCACUUUCUCAUUUCUCUUCUAAUAUCAGGGAUACUUUUAAAUAGUGGUUUUAAUUUUUUUUUUUGGCCAUUUUUUUUCUCAUUCUAGCAUCAUUCAGGGAUAACUCACCAUUCUUCACAUGGAAAUCUAAAUAUAAAAGGAAAGGAAAGAAAUACUAUUUUGUUGGUUUCUGCUUUCAACCUUUUUUUUUUUUUGCGUGUCUUCUUGAAUGCCUCUAUUUUUAUUCCCUUUGGGGGGGAUGAGAGGUGCUAAUGCCAUUUCUUUUUCAUAACUUCAAAUAAAAAUAUGAGACCAGGUUGGACUGUGGCAGGUUGAUGCGGUAGAGUAAUCUUAAGCUGUAGCUUAUUGGUGAAUUUCAUUUUCUCUCUCUUUGAAUUCCUGUUUGGUUACCUGGCUUCCAAUGGAGGUGAACUUCCCAACCAUACUUGAAGAUUCCGUCUAGACUCUGUGACCGUGGUUACUUGAAAUGAAGUUUAUCUGGGGUUGGUUGAUGAAUGGUAGAGUUUGCAAUGUCUCAAGGCAAUAGGAUGUGUAUUAUUAAACUGUAGAUAUUAUUAGUACAGUAAAUUUAUGCUGAUAAUUUUAUUUUGUAUAAUUUUUACCUUUUUUGGUUAAUAUUUUUCCUUCCCUCCCCCCCCCCUUUUUGGUUUAUCUCCUACCUGACCUUGUUCUCUCCUACCUCCCCUUCCAUAAAAGCCUUCUCCUGUCCUCCCCAUCCCCCUCAGUGUUUCAGUAAAUUUAUUUUUCAGGUGCCUAAAUAUUGCAAGUAUGAAUCCUUUUUUUUUGAUUUGUAUUUUAUUAUGAUUUACACAAACAGCUGGUUUGUGAACUGUAUUACUCCUGAUAUCUUUAAAAUAUUG